Suricata suricatta (meerkat) is the source of this 629-nucleotide messenger RNA. RefSeq names its product translation initiation factor IF-2-like. The record is from RefSeq and is a predicted model, not a curated record. The transcript has 2 exons. Bases 20 to 559 code for a protein of 179 amino acids. Lineage: Eukaryota; Metazoa; Chordata; Mammalia; Carnivora; Herpestidae.
GCGGAGAGCGUGCGCAAAGAUGGCGGCCCUGCCGUUGCUCCCUGGCCGCGUCCUAGGGGCCCGGAUGUGUGCCAGACCGCAGCCUGCCUCCGGGCCAAGCACGUGGGCCUUUUUCACCCCCAAAGUGGAGGUGCGCUUCUCGCUGAGGUCUGUGCAGCGCCUAGCGGGCCGGCCUGCUGAAAACGCUCUCUCCCCAGUGUGGGACCCAGGAACGCAACCCCUCCCGCCACCAGAGCCGGCUGUGCGUACAAGCUCCCUACGCGGGCACGUUGGGGCCUCUGGAGCCGGGCAGGAGGAGGGCGCGAAGGUGGCGCCCACCCGGGAGCGCGAAGAGGCAGCUCCGAGACAGCGGCCGCCAGUCGUCUGUGGAGGAUUCCUCAGCCUCCACAUGUCCUUCGGCGCCGAUGCUGGUCCUCCGGCCGCAGCUGCGGGACGUGCAGAGGAGCCUCCCCCGCCCCGUCGCAGACCCCGGGCCCCUCCGACGCUGCCUCCCCGCUGCACCCUGGGGCUGGUCUGUAAUUCAGCAUAUUUCAAGCAUGCAGAUCAGUACAGAAAAUAGUAGUGAGUACCUACCUGCUUCCUGAAAAUUUUCCCAAAACUGUUUCAGUUAUUUUGAGAGAAUAAAAACA